Molecule: messenger RNA, 967 nt
Organism: Abrus precatorius (Indian licorice)
Lineage: Eukaryota; Viridiplantae; Streptophyta; Magnoliopsida; Fabales; Fabaceae
Product: ras-related protein RABC2a-like
Exons: 6
Coding region: 183-818 (211 amino acids)
Molecular function (GO): GTP binding; GTPase activity
Source: RefSeq, a predicted model, not a curated record
AUAAAUGAAAGAAGUAGCUGAGGUAAUGCCCCAUUGCAUUUCCUUAGAGGGUAGCUUUGCCUAGUCCUCAAAAGCCCUUCUCUUUUCUCUUUCUUUCCUUUGUUUCUUCACUUGCAAUUGCAUACGUUCCUUUCGCUGUACUUUUUGACACAUUGAUUAGAGGAAGGAACAGGUUUGAGAGAAUGAGUUCAUCCUUAGGUCAGAGCAGUGGCUAUGAUCUCUCUUUCAAGAUCUUGUUGAUUGGAGAUUCUGGGGUGGGAAAAAGUAGCCUACUUGUCAGCUUCAUUUCAAGUGCUGUUGAAGAUCUUUCCCCCACCAUUGGUGUUGAUUUUAAGAUCAAAAUGCUCACAGUGGGUGGCAAGAGAGUCAAAUUAACGAUUUGGGAUACUGCUGGGCAAGAAAGGUUCAGAACUCUAACCAGUUCUUACUAUAGAGGAACUCAAGGAAUCAUUCUCGUUUAUGACGUCACAAAGAGAGAAACCUUUACAAACUUAUCAGAAGUGUGGUCUAAGGAAGUGAAACUCUACUCAACUAACCAGGAUUGCGUGAAGAUGCUUGUUGGAAAUAAAGUUGAUAGAGAUUGUGAAAGGGCUGUGAGCAGAGAAGAGGGUUUAGCCCUUGCCAAAGAAUUGGGGUGUUUGCUUCUUGAAUGUAGUGCUAAAACUCGAGAAAAUGUGGAGCAGUGCUUCAAAGAACUUGCUCUGAAGAUAAUGGAAGCUCCUAGUCUUUUGGAAGAAGGAUCAACAGCAGUUAAAAGGAAUGUUUUAAAACAGAAACAAGAACCCCAAGCAUCGCAAAAUGGUGGUUGUUGCUCUUAAGAUGAAACAUCGUGGACAUAUUGAGUAUUAACUAGCACAUCUUGGGCAAAUCUUGUAUAUGUAAGCUUUUCUAGUUUUUUACUGCUGCCAUUGUCUUUUCUUUUGAUUGCUUAAUUAUUUGUAUUACCUCAACGGGGAAAUUGGCAACA